AUUUAUAAAUUAACUUUUGCCAUUCUCUGUCCAAACUUUUCUCAUUCCUUGGCUGUGAUUUUGAGAGAAAGAAGAGAGAGAGAAAAGAGAGAGAGAGAGAGGUUUCUUUUUUAAAUCUUCCCAUCUAAAAGCCAACCCAUCAAAAUUACGCCCGUAGUUUUUAAAUAGAGAAGAAGAACAUUACAGUAUCUAUAUAUAUAUACAGAAACAGAAGGUUUUGAUUGGAUCUCCCGUGGAAUCGGAUCAUAUACUAGUGGAAGGUCUCAGCACUUGAAGCUUGAGGGAUUGAUAGCAUUCAAUCUGAGCUAGAGAGACCACUAGUUGGGUCUUGCCAGGAAGUUGCUAAUUUUGGUCAAUUAAAGCUAAUAAUAACAAUAUAAGGCAGGCUAUAAUCAAAUCUUAAAAGACCAACCUUUGGGGGUUCUGAGGUGUAUAACUUGGCUAAGUUAUAAGGGAUAUAGUAGAGCUUGUGGGACUUUGGAAUUGGUUUAUUGUGGGUCAGAAAAGUGUAAUUCCGUGCUGGAAUGGUGUACUGGAUCAUAGAUUCUGAUCUGGUCAAGUGCUGGCGUAAGUUGGAGUGUGGUGAGAGUACAGUUUGCGAGGACAAGUGCCAUGUCUCGCUGCUUCCCAUUUCCUCCACCUGGAUAUGACAAGAAGAUUACAACUCACGAAACUGACCCUCCUCUCAUAAAGGAGAAGUAUAAGGAAAAGAAUCACAAGAAGGAUAAGGACAAAGAAAAAAGAGAGGGUAAAGAUAGAAGCAAAGACAAAGAUAAGGAAAGAAAGAAGAAAAGAGAGAAACAUAAAGAUCGUAAAGACAAGGAGAAGGAUAAAGAAAAAUGCAAACCUUUGGAGGAGCAGAAAGCUGGAGUGCUGCCAAACACAGGGAACAGAGAGAAACUUGUAACAAAUACCGUGCAGAAUAAUAGUAAUGGAGAGUCAAAGUAUGUACAGGAACUGGGAAGAAGGAUCAGAUAUGACGAAGAAGCCACAGGAAGUCAGAAUGCACAAAAGAUUACCAACCAAAAAGGAACACCAGGAAAAGCAUUUUUGAGCAGCAGUUUCUGCCCAGUUCAAGAAACAAACUAUGGCGAAAAUGACGAUCAGAGCAUCAGUACUCAGAAGAACUUUGCAGUUGCUCGAGCAUCAUUUGGUGCAGAUCAGAAAAGAGCUGUGGCUAUGGGUAAACCAAUGGAGAACAGAGACAAGGCGAGGCAUACGAAAUCACCUGAGAAGAGUCACCUCAAGGAAAGUGCGGCCAUGAGUGAUAAACCAAGGGAUGAAGCAGGUUUAAAGAAGAAAACAGAGUCAAUAAAUAAAAGUCAUCAGGAUAAGUCAAAACUGAUAGAAGGGCCCAAAUUAAAGGAGAGGGGAAAGGACUCUCUGGAUAUAAAGAAUGGCAGACCGCCUGACCUUAUUGCUGAGGGAAGUCUUGGCAAGCGGAUGGAUCUUGACACAAAUGGGCUCUUGUAUGAGAAUGGAACCAAACCAAACAAGUUACAGAGACACUCAGCAUCUGUAUCAUCUGUGGAAAAUGGAAGAACGUUAGGUUCACACCGAAGUCCUGCUUCUGAGGUGCAAGGAACGACCUGCAAGCCAGAAGUCAAGGAAGCUAAGGUUAACGGCUUUGUUGUCUCUGGAGAAAAAGAAAAGGUCUGCUCACAGAGUCAUGUGGCUGCAACAACGAAAGCCAAAGUCAAAGAAAAUGGUGAAGCAUCCGCAAAGCCGCCUCAUCCGGACCUAAAGCUUCUGGAUCAGAUACUCAGUGUACCAAAAAGAGAGCUGUUUCUGGAGGUUGAUAAUGACGAAGAAUGGCUAUAUAGUCCGUUGGGUGUCAAGUUAAAAAAGGCAAGAACGUAUUCUCCUGAUUCUGGCGAAUCCUUGCAGGUCUGGAACCAAGCGUUCAAAAUAGAAUCUGCCGACAUUUUAGCUCUUCCGUAUGUUGUUCCAUUUUAGCUGUGACUUGUAUUUUCUGAUUUUCCCACGCCACAACCCAUGAGAAGAAACUUCCCACUUUGCAGCAGUUUCUGCUCCGUUAGCAGCAUCAAUGAUGGGCACAUAAAGGAGGCGGACACAGCACUUCAUGGCUCCCAAAAUAUAUAACGUUCCUUACACGGCUAUAAUACUCGCACCCAUAAAGCUCUGCCUGAGUGGGAAAAUGAAUGAGGAAGAUGUAAGUAGAGUAGAUCCAUAGAGAAGUUGAAUGCUGUUGAACAUUUGUUUAAGAUGUGUCGUAAGGACAAAGGUAUAUGUGGCAUAUGGUUAUGCACUGUAUCGCAGAGGGUUCCGUGUGUGUGUUACUGCGGGUAUGUGAAUGGUGUCAUGCUAAUGUAAACGCUAACUUCUUAUUAGCUGCAUACCCAAUGUGGUGUGCAGACCUCAGAUUACUGUCUACUUUGUUGGGGAGAAGUAAAUGAUAUGUUCUUUUUCUCCUCUAAACCAACUUAGCUAGAGGGUGCGAGACCACCACUUCUGCUUCUUAUA
Molecule: messenger RNA, 2484 nt
Organism: Brassica rapa (field mustard)
Lineage: Eukaryota; Viridiplantae; Streptophyta; Magnoliopsida; Brassicales; Brassicaceae
Product: TRAF3-interacting protein 1
Source: RefSeq, a predicted model, not a curated record